AUGACUCGCGUCACACAUAUUGACACGAGUGGAAUGCAGGCUUUGGCGGAUAUCAAGUCCAUCCUCAAAGUCUGGGCGGGUGCAGAGGCUGAACUGGUCUUUGUAGGACUGAAUGAUCGAGUCCAGGAGCGAUUUCAGCGGGCUGAAAGUUGCUUUUCGUCAUCAAAGAGCGAAGAUGAGCCUAGAGAUCAAGGAUACGUUGUUUUUGACGUCUUGCAAACCGCGCUGUAUAACACUCAUGGUCAAACUGAAUGUACAGACGAGAACAAGAAAGAAAAACCUUCCAAGUCAGACUGA
Molecule: messenger RNA, 297 nt
Organism: Penicillium angulare
Lineage: Eukaryota; Fungi; Ascomycota; Eurotiomycetes; Eurotiales; Aspergillaceae
Exons: 1
Coding region: 1-297 (98 amino acids)
Source: RefSeq, a predicted model, not a curated record